GUGUAGGAGGCGCUCCAUUUUUUCGCCGCCCGGGAUUGAGGGACUCGUAUUUUGUCGCCCCCAGGAUCCUGACGGUGUGGGACGCACUGGAAGAAGGCUGACGACGACGACGGCGCCGGCGGGCCCGAAGCGGCUCGGGCGGGUGGAGGCGUGCCCGGCGCUAGGACCCAGGAGGACGCGAGGCGGCUCUUAGGGCCAGAUUGCAAAUUCGCCGUGACUCAGUCCGGUGUACAGCGGGCGACGGCUGGAGCAGCAAGCCAAGAUGGAGUGGAAGCCCGAUGAACAGGGGCUUCAGCAGAUUCUGCAAUUGCUCAAGGAGUCCCAGUCCCCAGACACCACCACGCAGAGAGUCGUGCAACAAAAACUAGAACAACUCAAUCAGUAUCCAGAUUUCAACAGCUACCUGAUUUUUGUUCUUACAAAGUUGAAGUCUGAAGAUGAACCAACACGUUCCUUGAGUGGUCUCAUCUUGAAGAAUAAUGUAAAAGCACAUUUUCAUAACUUUCCAAAUGGGGUAACCGACUUCAUCAAAAGUGAAUGUCUGAACAACAUUGGUGAUUCCUCUCCCUUAAUUAGAGCUACUGUAGGCAUUCUGAUAACAACCAUUGCUUCAAAAGGGGAAUUACAGAACUGGCCUGAACUCUUACCAAAGCUUUGCAGCCUGUUGGAUUCUGAAGAUUACAACACCUGUGAGGGUGCAUUUGGUGCUCUUCAGAAGAUAUGUGAAGAUUCUGCUGAAAUUUUAGAUAGCGAUGUAUUGGACCGACCACUCAAUAUCAUGAUACCUAAAUUCUUGCAGUUUUUCAAGCACAGCAGUCCAAAAAUAAGGUCUCAUGCUGUUGCAUGUGUCAAUCAAUUUAUCAUCAGUAGAACUCAAGCUCUUAUGUUGCACAUAGAUUCUUUUAUUGAGAAUCUUUUUGCACUGGCUGGUGAUGAGGAGCCUGAAGUACGCAAAAACGUUUGCCGUGCUCUGGUAAUGUUACUGGAAGUUCGAAUGGAUCGCCUGCUUCCUCACAUGAUUAAUAUAGUUGAGUAUAUGCUUCAGAGGACUCAGGAUCAAGAUGAAAAUGUGGCUUUGGAGGCUUGUGAGUUUUGGCUGACUUUGGCUGAACAACCAAUUUGUAAAGAUGUAUUAUGUCGGCAUCUUACUAAAUUGAUACCUGUGCUGGUAAAUGGUAUGAAAUAUUCAGAGAUUGAUAUUAUUCUGUUGAAGGGGGAUGUUGAAGAAGAUGAAGCUAUUCCAGAUAAUGAGCAGGACAUAAGACCUCGUUUUCAUCGUUCACGGACGGUAGCUCAGCAACAUGAAGAAGAUGGUAUUGAAGAUGAUGAUGAUGAUGAUGAUGAUGAUACUAUUUCUGACUGGAAUUUAAGAAAAUGUUCUGCUGCUGCUCUAGAUGUCCUGGCUAAUGUAUUUCGUGAUGAACUUCUGCCACACAUCUUGCCCCUUUUGAAGGAAUUACUCUUCCAUCCAGAAUGGGUAGUUAAAGAAUCUGGUAUCCUUGUUCUUGGAGCAGUUGCUGAAGGCUGCAUGCAGGGUAUGAUUCCAUAUCUUCCUGAGCUUAUCCCUCACCUUAUUCAGUGCCUCUCUAACAAAAAGGCUCUUGUGCGCUCCAUUACAUGCUGGACUCUUAGUCGCUAUGCACACUGGGUAGUUAGUCAACCCCCAGACAUAUACUUGAAGCCAUUAAUGACUGAAUUGCUAAAACGUAUUUUGGAUAGCAACAAGAGAGUACAAGAAGCUGCCUGCAGUGCCUUUGCUACUCUAGAAGAGGAGGCUUGUACAGAGCUUGUUCCUUAUCUUGCAUAUAUACUUGAUACUUUGGUCUUUGCAUUUAGCAAAUACCAGCAUAAAAACCUGCUCAUUCUUUAUGAUGCUAUAGGAACUCUUGCAGAUUCUGUAGGACAUCAUCUAAAUAAACCGGAAUAUAUUCAGAUGCUAAUGCCUCCAUUAAUCCAGAAGUGGAACAUGUUGAAGGAUGAAGAUAAAGAUCUCUUCCCUUUAUUAGAGUGCCUGUCUUCAGUUGCUACUGCCUUGCAAUCUGGCUUUCUUCCAUACUGUGAACCUGUGUACCAGCGUUGUGUAAAUCUGGUGCAGAAGACUCUUGCACAAACCAUGCUGCAUAAUGCUCAGCCAGACCAAUAUGAGGCUCCAGAUAAAGAUUUCAUGAUUGUGGCUCUUGAUUUACUCAGUGGUUUAGCUGAAGGACUUGGAGGCAACAUUGAACAGCUAGUGGCUUGCAGCAAUAUCCUGACACUAAUGUACCAAUGCAUGCAGGAUAAAAUGCCUGAGGUACGGCAGAGUUCUUUUGCAUUGUUAGGUGAUCUGACAAAGGCGUGUUUUCGGCAUGUUAAGCCUUGCAUUGCUGAUUUCAUGCCCAUUUUGGGAACCAACCUAAACCCUGAAUUUAUUUCCGUGUGUAACAAUGCCACCUGGGCAAUUGGAGAAAUCUCCAUCCAGAUGGGUAUAGAGAUGCAGCCUUAUGUUCCAAUGGUGUUGCACCAGCUUGUAGAAAUAAUUAACAGACCCAACACACCAAAGACAUUGUUAGAGAACACAGCAAUAACAAUUGGUCGUCUUGGUUACGUUUGUCCUCAAGAGGUGGCCCCCAUGCUACAGCAGUUUAUAAGACCCUGGUGCACCUCUCUGCGAAACAUAAGAGACAAUGAGGAAAAGGAUUCAGCAUUCCGUGGGAUAUGUACCAUGAUCUCAGUCAACCCCAGUGGAGUAGUCCAAGACUUUAUUUUUUUUUGUGAUGCUGUUGCAUCGUGGAUUAGCCCAAAAGAUGAUCUCCGAGACAUGUUCUGUAAGAUUCUUCAUGGAUUUAAAAACCAAGUUGGGGAUGAGAAUUGGAGGCGUUUCUCUGACCAGUUUCCUCUUCCCUUAAAAGAGCGCCUUGCAGCUUAUUAUGGAGUUUAAUCUUAUGCACUGUAGCGGCAGUCCAAUAAUUAGAGGUCCUUCAGUCUGGGAGAUUAUGAGGGAGCCUCUGCACCCAGGGAAAAUGUUACCCUUUACUGGGGGGAAGGAUAAACCCAACCCUGGUGGGAGGGUGUUGCCAUCACUGUUGAUGUUGGAAAAUGUUUUAACAUCUGGAUCCUUUGUGAGUGGAAAUCUGUCUCCUAUUACAACACUGCACUGGAUGUGAAGAAGAAGAAAAAAAUUAAUAUUUUAACAAAACAGCACAUUCUGGACUAUUGUGGGGAAUUGUACCAAAAUAAGAACCAUAUAUAAUUUACCCAUAGAGAUACGUAAAGAGGAAAACUAUUUUGUGCACAAUAAAGGAAACCCAAGAAUGGGGGUCACAAACAGUAAAAGGCUUUCUUUUAUGUUUUUUUUAAAGUAAGGGGUUUCUACAUUAUUUCAUCCUGCUUGAUGGAUUCCUAGGUUAUUUGCAUGUUAAUGAAUAACUAAACGAAUUAAGUUAGAACAGUUAAAAUGCAUCUUGUUGUCUAUGGUAGGAGCAGGCACUUGCAGCUUACAAUAUAGAAAUCCUGUCAUAAAUUAAUAAGGUUAACUUGGACAAAAUGAAACAAUUUGCAAGCUGCCAAAUGAGUCGCUCCUUUUAUUUUUGGGGUAAAGGGAGGGACACUUCAAAGACUGACAUCUUAAUUUUUAUAUUUUAAAAGAAUUAAAGUAGUUUAUAUUAUUUGGUUAUUGUACUUCAUUAGAUUUAAUUUCUAGAGUAAGGCAUUAUUCUUAAUGUGCAGUUUAAGGUUCAAGCAUGCAUUUUGGCUAGUGGGAAAGUAGCAUGCUUGCAUCACAUAGAAUGAAAUUGGUAUACAUUUACCAAUGUUGCGCCAGUCUUGUGUUGCAGUUUACCAAUUCAAUAUAGCCCUGCAUUUAAAUUUCCACUUCUAAGAUUCUGUGGAUCUUAUUUUUAUUAAGAAUGUAGAUAUAAAGUACUGUAGUUAACAAUUAGGCCUUGAAACACCUUUUUAGGUUCUGUUAAGAUUAAGAUUGAUGUUGUAUUUUGUGGAACUGGCACAAUGUGGAAAGCUGAUAUAGCUGUGCAAAAUAUUUGCCUAUGUACUGUUGGUGUGACGUGCUUUCUGCAUAGUUAUAUACUAGUGAUCUUUAUCAGAAUCUCUAAAAAUGAGUUACAUGGUAAGACCCAUUAAGGGCUGCAUAAAUGUUAGUUGGCAUGUAAAGACAAUUAUAGAAGUUGAUGACGAUUGCUAUAUUUGUGUUUAUUCCCACUCAACGUAUUAACUUUUAUGCUUUCUUUUGUUCGCAGCAUGAUCUUAGAGAUGUUUAAGUUAAUGGAUGUAAUGCAGGGUAUCUACAAUGUAAUGGCGCAUGUCAGUGGCCCUUUGUGAUGUAAGUUAAAUGCACAAGGGUGCAAGUUUAAAGCUACGGAGUGAAAGUUGGUUUGGAUCCUCUUAAUUUCAUUUGUUUAGCUUUUUUGUUGAUGUUUUGGCUUUUUUAUUUUUGUGAGGUUUUUUUCUCUCUACUUACAUGUAUUCCUGUGAAUAAAUCCUUGUUAAGUUAA
Apus apus (common swift) is the source of this 4487-nucleotide messenger RNA. Its product is annotated as transportin-1-like. Gene Ontology annotation, molecular function: small GTPase binding; nuclear import signal receptor activity. NCBI's taxonomy places the organism in Eukaryota, Metazoa, Chordata, Aves, Apodiformes, Apodidae. The record is from RefSeq and is a predicted model, not a curated record. Bases 263 to 2917 code for a protein of 884 amino acids. The transcript has 25 exons. Gene Ontology annotation, cellular component: nucleus; cytoplasm. Gene Ontology annotation, biological process: protein import into nucleus.